CAUUAGUGCAAGUAAAGCUGAAGCACUUGGCCAUUAUAUUCCCCCGGUUUCACCAGUUUGACGACGUCUUUCCUGACCAUCAGAUCUGCCACAGAGUAAAGUCGAAAUUUCGUCUGCACAGGAAGUGCGCAACCUCAUCGUCGAGCACACCCUCGGACAACACGCACCAUGUCGGCCAACGACGAGGACUGCUUCGAAACGGCCUUGCACCACGCAACCAAGUAUCACCACAUCCACGUCGUCGCCGAGAUGCUGAGAAUCGGCGAGGACGUUCGCCGCAAAGACCGCCAAGGACAAACUCCGUUGCAUCUAGCCGUCCUGAACAAGAGCCACCUCGACCUGGUCAGUGAGAUGAUACCCAAUGGGCACAUGCCGAGCAUAAUGGAUUUUUACGGUUUAAGAUCCAUGGAUAUAGCUUUACGCGGGAGAGACGAGCAGUGGAUUAAAAAUUUCGCCACGAAUCAAGAUGCCCUGGUGAGCAACGGUUUCAGCAAGAGCCUCGUGAAGAUGCUGCUGGCUGCCGGGGCGGACGUCAACGCCAGGGACGACUACGACCGCAUGCCGCUCCAGAGCGCCGUCUACACGGGCGAUCUCGAGCUCCUGGAAAUUCUCCUCGAGGCCGGCGCCGAUGUCAACAACCAAAACAACAUGGGCACCACGGCCCUUCACGACGCCGUUCUGUGCGGAAACGAGUCGAUGGUCUUCGCGCUUCUGAAGUCCGGCGCCGCGGUGGGCUUGAAGACUUUCGACGAGGGCGAAACCGCUCUGCACUGGGCUACGGCGCUCAACAGGAACAAGAGCCACAGGCGCAUCAUCGAGAUGCUCCUGAGGUCCGGAGGCGACGUCAACCACCCGAACUUGGCUUUCUCGAAGAGGAUCCCGUUCGAGCACAUCCUCACGUUCGGCGACAUCGACCUCAUCAAGCUCUGCAUCGACAGAUACGGGGCGAACUUAGCUAGAAUUACUCACCUCGGACACUGCACGAUGAUGUUCGCGGUGCACAACGAGGACCCGAGCGUGAUAAACCUCCUGCUGGAGGCUGGAGUGAGUAGGAGCCCCAACGGGAUCACUGCGCUGCAUUACGCGUGCAGAUUGAUCAAAACGGAGUACGUGCAGAUGCUGAUCCAGAAAGGGGCCGACGUCAACGCCACCGACAACAAUGGUUCGACGCCGCUGCUGUACGUCAUGGCGGGCGAGGUGCCGGCAGUCUAUCUGGUGGAUCGACCCGACCUCGAGGAGGCCAAGGCGCCGCUGGUGCGCUUGCUGCUGAAGUCUGGCGCCGACCCGUACCAGAAGGUCGGCUUAGAACAAACUUUCACGGCUCUGGAGCUGGCACUGUACGGCUUCAUUCCCGUACAUCCGGAAGUGCGCAACGUCAUCGUCGAGCACACCCUCGUGAUCGAGGCGGGAUUCGAAGAUUACGUCUUCGACGAGAAGAGCCUCGAGGUGAUGGGCAGCCACCCGGUGGUCGGGCCGCACUACCUCAAGUGUCGACGCGAGCUGAUGGCCAUGAUGGAGAGGAAGAUCAAGGGUACGCACGUAACGUACUUCUCCGUCAUCAGCGCGCCGCUGGACGUGGUGGCGCGGUACGCGAAGAACGAGCAAGUCGUCGAGGAGUUCAAGGGUCGCGAUUUUAGCGAGGAUUAUCCGGUUUACGCAUCGCGCUUGACCGAUAAAUACAACGCUGCCGUUGAUAGACGGGAGAGAAACGAACGCGCCUACGCGACAUUGAGCGAGUCUUUGCCGAUUACCGAUCCGAAGCACUUGAUUAUCGAGAAGAUCUGCGAAUACUUGGACGACGAGGAGAUCGAGUUACUGGCUAAUUAUGUAUGAUAUCGCGAUACUUGUAUUGAAAAAACAAUCGGACGAUUAUCAUUUAUAAGAUGAAGAUUUUUCAUUUAUGAAUAUCAAGAGCGAAGAUAUACUUAAUAUGAAGUUAAAACAAAAUAUUUUUAUUUUGGAAAUAACAUGAUUCAUACAUUGUGUCCAGAUUAAUUUACAAUUAUUAGAGAUUUUUUAUGGAUAAAGAACAUAUUAAUGUAACUAAAAUCAAAAUAAUUACUCACGUAUAAAUAGUAGUGAGUUGAUUUGUUAAAAAUAACAUAAUUCAUAUAUGUUCAAGAUUAAUUUACAAUUAUUAGAGAUGCAUCUAUAAGUUCUAUUGUAGGCAUUUAAUAUGGAUAAAGAACAUAUUAAUGUAGCUAAAAUCAAAAAUAAAACAAAAAUAAUUACUUACGUAUAAAUAGUAGUAAGUUCAUUUAUUAAAAAUAACAUAAUUCAUAUAUGUUCAAGAUUAAUUUACAAUUAUUAGAGAUACAUCUAUAAGUUGUAUUGUAUUUUAUGAAUACAGAACAAAGAUAUAAUAAUAUGUAGUUAAAAUAAAAUAUUUAUACUUUCGUUUAAAUAGAAGUAAAUUGAUUUAUUAAAAAUAACAUAAUAUAAAGAGAUGCAAGUUCUAUUGUAGGCACGUUCACAUGGUUAUUACUCAUACGAUUAAAUAUUAACGGCGACGUUAUAGGUCUACAAUGUAUAGUAUAAAAAAUCUUACAAGCCUGCGUAUAAAUUGUAUACAAUGUUAAUUUGCAUUUUCUACACGUACAUAUGUAAAAGUCGUAGAUAAAA
This is a messenger RNA of Nasonia vitripennis (jewel wasp), 2622 nucleotides long. Its product is annotated as putative ankyrin repeat protein RF_0381. The record is from RefSeq and is a predicted model, not a curated record. Gene Ontology annotation, molecular function: protein binding. Bases 169 to 1833 code for a protein of 554 amino acids. The transcript has 2 exons. Lineage: Eukaryota; Metazoa; Arthropoda; Insecta; Hymenoptera; Pteromalidae.